AACCCGGGAAGUCGGGGUCAAUGUCCUCGCUCCGAGCUUGUCUGCUCCUGCUGCUCGCGUAUUCGACGCCGACAUCCUCGAUCAAGCUCGGACGCGCCGCGCCGGGCGAGGGACUGUCGCGGAGGGGCCUGCUCGCCCGCUCCGCCGCCUUGGCCGCGCUGCCGGCGCCGCUGUCUGCGCUCGCAGCUGGCGUCGCCUCAGAUGGCACCACUGUGCGCGGAGUGAACGAGGGCAUGCCGACGGGCGAAAAGGACGUGGCCAAGUUCCUCCAGCAGCAGGGCUUUCCGCCACUGCCAAAGGUCAACGGCCUGUCCCCUCUUGUGCAGUAUAUUGGCGCGGCGCCGCCGGCCAACAUUGACGGCUCCAAGCAAAAGGAGCGCGCGUUUGACAGCACGCUGCUGGUCAAGUUCCUGUACCCGUCGGGCUGGCUCGUUGAGACGCCCACCCUCACCGAGAACGGCGAGGCGGGCAAGAUCGCUGCGAACAACUAUCUCAAAGGCGACUUUGCAGACUUUGUCGCCGCCAAGCUCCCGCCCGGCAAGACGCUCGAGUCGAUUGACAAGGCCUUCCUGACCACCUUCCUCGUCUCCCAAAUGACUGCCGAUGUCUACGAGGAUGUCAAGGUUGGCAAGGUCAAGAGGCUGACCGCGGCCGACGGCAUGGACGUUGCCUACAUCGACUUUGGCUACACGCUGCUGACGCGCGCCGGCUUCACCGUCGACCGGAAGGGGACCGCUUGCGUGCACGUCGUCGGCGGCGCCAUCGUCGGCCUCGUGACGGGCACGACGGGGCAGCGCUUCAAGUCCCUCGAGGCGGACCUGCGCGCGUGCACCGAGUCCUUCCGCGCGUACGCCGUCAAGAAGCCCGACUUCGCCUUCCUCAACGGCGCCGCCUGAGUGCCUCGAUAGCAGCGAGGCGACACCGCUCAGCGCCCGCUGCGCGCGCCGUCCGCCGACCAGCGUGCAGUCUGCAGUGCAGCCGCCGAAAAGCUAUCCGGGGGGGCCGCCCCUCCGUCUCUCUGUCGCGCUCUCGUCUUUUUUUUACGACCAGACCUCGCAUGCGAAAA
Emiliania huxleyi CCMP1516 is the source of this 1066-nucleotide messenger RNA. RefSeq lists its product as hypothetical. Lineage: Eukaryota; Haptophyta; Isochrysidales; Noelaerhabdaceae. The coding region runs from base 21 to 896 and encodes 291 amino acids. The transcript has 5 exons. The record is from RefSeq and is a predicted model, not a curated record.